Exophiala aquamarina CBS 119918 is the source of this 1668-nucleotide messenger RNA. RefSeq lists its product as uncharacterized. The record is from RefSeq and is a predicted model, not a curated record. Lineage: Eukaryota; Fungi; Ascomycota; Eurotiomycetes; Chaetothyriales; Herpotrichiellaceae. Bases 1 to 1668 code for a protein of 555 amino acids. The transcript has 3 exons. Gene Ontology annotation, molecular function: ubiquitin binding; phosphatidylinositol binding.
AUGAAGAAGUUACUCAAGACCAUCAACAAGAAGUCUGGCAGUCCUGAGCGAAAUGGCAGCAUACCACCUGUCUUACCCCAGGGUGAUGCACCGGAAGCCAUCGUCGUCCGUGAGGUGACUGCCUUCUGCGAAUCCGGCGCGCCGAAUGCUCCAAAUUCUGGUGAAGAAUACCUCCAUCUGCCUACGAUUGUUGAUGCGGCCGAGUCGAGUCCAACUGCUGCAAAAGACGCCGCAGCCACCAUUCGAAGAUAUCUGUCCAAAGACCAUUAUAGUAGAGGCUUUGCUCAAUACAACGCCAUCAUGUUAACGCGCAUUCUGACGGACAAUCCUGCGCACGUCUUCACUCAAAACUUUGAUGUCAAGUUCGUGGCUACGGUGAAAGAGCUACUGCGCGACGGGAAAGACACCAGCGUACAACAGAUCCUUCGCGAAACUCUGGACUACUUUGAAGUGGAGAAGCUUCCUGGGAACGACACUCUAAACCCGCUGAUGGAGAUGUGGCGGAAAGAGAAGGGAAAGCGAAACACUCUACGCUAUUCGGUAGGUUGGAGUUCUUUGGAAGCUGUUAGCACUGAUCAUCAAACUGAACACCAACAACAGCAACAUCGUGUUCCGCCCACCUUCCAUCCGGGCCGACAACAGUCCACACGGAGAAGAGACGUCUUACCUCCUCCAGAUGAGCUUGUCUCACGGAUAGAAGAAGCCAAGACCACGGCCCGACUCCUGGUUCAGACCGUGCAGUCAACACCACAAUCUGAACUCCUUGCAAAUGAUCUGGUCCGAGAGUUUGGGGAACGGGCCAAGGGUGCACAACGGAGCAUCCAAGGAUUCUUGAACGCGCAGAACCCAGCCCCGGACCCAGACACUAUGCUCACGUUGAUUGAAACAAAUGACCAACUAAAUAUUGCCAUGUCUAAGCAUCAACGGUCAAUCCUACAAGCAAGAAAGUCAACCGGGCUAGGGACACCAAGCCCACAGAACGAGACACCGAUCAAUCCAUUGUCAAUGCCUCAACAUAACUUGGGCCAAAAUGUCUACAAUAGUCCGACCUCACCCAAUCAAGGCCCAUACUCGGUUUCGCCACCUAGACAACCGACGCAAAUCCCGAGUCCGGUCAGUCCUAUGCGGAAUGAAGAACGCUUUUCUCCCCCACCAGGGCCUCCACCCGCUGCUCGUGGAGCAGUCAAAAGCCAAGCUGUCCACACCCCAACCAGUAGCUUUGAUUACGCGAGUGCUUAUGCCGCUCCACCGGGGCCACCUCCUUCGGCUGGAUACACCGCACCCUCUGCACCGCCGCCAGUACCCGAUCGGGCUCGUCCAUUGUCGCAAGGAUUCUCGGAGCCUCCAGUCGUUUCAACGACAGCUUAUGGGGUGUCUGAGAAUCCGUUUGCAGAUGGUGCUUAUGGAGAGGAUACGCAACCAGUGCGCAGACCACAUGCACUCUUUGAUAGGAGCCACAACACACCAUCACCGCCGUCUGAUCAGCAGAGACCGGGCGGUUAUCCAACAACCCAGAGCUACGUCCAGCGACAAGACUCGUCAACAGCGAACAUUGCCGUGCAUGGGACCGGUGGUUCCGCAGAAUUGCAUGAACAAGCUCAACGUGCUGGGAGUCCAAUUGAUGAGACACAAGGCGCACAGAAGCAAAUGAAUGAUUUGCGCAUUUGA